This is a messenger RNA of Myxocyprinus asiaticus (Chinese sucker), 2798 nucleotides long. Its product is annotated as cotranscriptional regulator FAM172A homolog. The coding region runs from base 147 to 1277 and encodes 376 amino acids. Gene Ontology annotation, biological process: regulatory ncRNA-mediated heterochromatin formation. The record is from RefSeq and is a predicted model, not a curated record. Gene Ontology annotation, molecular function: siRNA binding. The transcript has 10 exons. Gene Ontology annotation, cellular component: nucleus. Lineage: Eukaryota; Metazoa; Chordata; Actinopteri; Cypriniformes; Catostomidae.
CGUCAGCUCAACGCUUCCGUUUCCGAGGAGACGGACGCGUUUCUUCCUGUUUGGGUGAAGACUGAAGCAAGCACAGGAUGUGUGAAACCUCACAUGUGCUUGUUGUAAUGGAUGCACUGCUGUGAUAUUCCUGUAGUUGUGGGUCCAUGCCGAUCGGAGUCAGCAUCUUCCACUUCUGUUCAGUUUUGAUAAAUAUGGCCCAGCUUUUAGCACAAGAAGAAAAAGAGAAAACGACUGCAUUAAAAGAUUUAUUGUCCAGGAUAGAUUUAGACGAGCUGAUGAAAAAAGACGAACCUCCACUGACGUUUCCCGAAACUCUUGAUGGGUUUGAAUAUGCUUUUAAUGAACAUGGUCAGUUAAGACACAUAAAAACAGGAGAGCCGUUUGUCUUCAACUACAAGGAGGACCUGCAUAGAUGGAAUCAAAAAAGAUAUGAAGCAUUGGGAGAGAUCAUUACAAAGUAUGUUUAUGAACGCUUGGAGAAAGACUGCAACCUGAAGAGAGAGAUCCUUCCUGUUGAUGCAGCUGAAGAUGAACCAAAAAGCUUUAUUUAUGUGAGCGAGGAUGCCCUCACUAAUCCAGAGAAGCUCAUGGUUCUGAUCCAGGGGAGUGGAGUGGUGAGGGCAGGCCAAUGGGCUCGACGCCUCAUCAUUAAUGAAGAUCUCGACAGUGGGACGCAGAUCCCCUUCAUUAACCGCGCCAAAGAGGAGGGCUACGGGGUGAUUGUGCUGAACCCCAACGAGAACUCUCUGGAGGUGGAGAAGACUCCGGAUCUGGCCAACAGUCCGUCCCCGGAUGCCUCUGAUGAGCCAGCUGAAAAGAGAGAGAGGAAGGAAGAGAGGGACAACAAGAAAAAGAAGGACUUUUAUGAGAAGUAUCGCAAUCCUCAGAAGGAGCGGGAGACUGAGCACAUCCCGAUACGAGACAACAGCACUCCAGAGGAGCACACUCUCUAUGUGUGGGACCACUUCAUCUCCAAAUCGCUUGCCAAAAAUGUCUUCAUUUUGGCACACAGUUACGGUGGCUUGGCGUUUGUGAAUUUGAUGAUUCAGCGGGAGCCUGAAGUGAAGAAUUGUGUUCGUGCAGUGGCCAUGACUGACUCUGUCCAUAACGUCUGGCACCAGGAGGCCAAUAAGUCCAUUCAAGAUUGGCUCAGAGAGUUGAGUCAGCGCCGGCCGUGCACCCUCAUGGCCCGGCCACACCCUCCUCCUCGUCACGGUAAUCUUCUGUGGUCCAUGGAAAAAGAAAAAAGUCAUACAGGUUUGGAGCGACAAUAGGGUAAGUAAAUAAUGACAGAAUUGUACAUUUUUUGGAAAAUACUAUAAGUAUUUAGUAACAUUAAGUAAUUAAUUAAUUGGAAAUUAACACUAUGGAAAUUAAGACCCACCUCCAAUGAAGAGAAAGAGAUUAAAAAAUAAAGAGCAUUUUGCUGGAUCAGAUGACAUUUUGCACAUCAUGAGAAUAGAAGGCUGACUGACAAUAUUUGCCAAACAUAUGGGGGGGGGAAUGACAUUCAGAAGUUCUCAGGUGCAUUCAGUGUCUAUUUGCUGCAUGGCACAUGACAACAUGUUGAUCAAGAUACAGUGGUUGAUGUGUAAUACGUCACAGCGUGAUCAAUGCUCAUUGAGCAGAAUAGAGCAUGUGAAAGGGCAGGUAAAAGAUAAGAGGUCAGGCACAGGGAUAUUUAAUAACUGCAUGCAGGUAGGAGAGAGCUCUCUCAGCAGGAUCCAACACCUGUCUUCCAUUUACCUUCUCAAACUGGGCCAUUAGGAGACCGCUUAGAGUCCCACCAUGCUCCCGCACCCCAUCUUCCAGCCCAGAGGAGCCGGGAAUACUACCACCAUAUGGCCUUGAUUAAUGCUGAUGAGUCUCGCCGUAGACGAUUAUCGCUCAUUUGUGUCCGUUUGUCAUUUUUCAUUUUGUGCGCCUUCAGCUAUGAUGGGAGUUGGACAUGUUGCAGAAAUGGUUUGUGGCUGACCGUUCCAUGCACAUUUAUUGCAAGUUCACAUCACCUGCAAAAGCUACCUGAGGAAUCUACCUAAGACUCUUUUUAAACAGUAUUGAAGAAGUUUCCAUGUACGCUGGCUGCUUUUACUCCACUAUCUGAUCCAACUUAUCCAUUUUUCUUAUUUUUUUCUUUCUUAUGAUUGUUAAAGAAGUUCAUACAUAAGCACAUUUUGUAUGUUUAAAAUACUAAUUUCAAGCCUUUAAGCAUAUGCCUUUAGAUCAAACAGUUUUUAAGAUCAUGAGAAACAUGUCAAGUGUUUCCAAACCUCUGACUGGUAGUGUAUGUCGUUUUUGUAGUUGCCUUAGUUAAAUGCAGCACCAGAAGAAAAGAAGGCUAUUACCUAGGGCUGCUCGAUUAUGGCAAAAAUCAUAAUCAUGGUUAUUUUGGUCAAUAUUGAGAUCAUGAUUAUUUAACACGAUUACUCAUUGACUUAAGAAACAUCAUGCAUUUAUUGAGCUUUUAAAAAAAAAACUUGUCUUUUUAAUAGUGGAUUUCCUUGAACUUAAAAUGUAAACUGUACUGGGUAGGGGAGGAGACUAUUGUCAUAUGGUAAUUAUUUAUGUUACAUAUGGUAGUCAAAUAAAGGAAAGCAUCCAUCACCAUCAUUGACAGCAUGGGUGCUCACUUCUGUAGAAUAUGAUCUGCUGUUUCAUCAUGUUAUUGCAAGAUCUACUAUGUACAAUAAAGGCUAUACAUGAUAACGAUACCAAAAGUUCUGUAGUCGGUAGUGAGAUUUGACGAUUCCCAAUACCAGCUUCAAAACCACAACAAAUGAUAACACUAGCUAAUA